AUGGCCUACUACGCCCCCUCCGCCUCGUACCCGUCGAUCCACCGCCCGUCGCUCGCCUAUACCGGCACAACGGGCUAUGCGCCCUCGCACCUCGGGCACCACCACCACCACCACCACCUCCACGCGCCCCGGAGCAGCCUCGAGCGCGAGCGGGCGUGGUACCCGGCGACGCGGACCGAGAUGCUCGUCGCGCAGGCGCACAGCACCUUGCACGGCCACCACCUCGCCGACAAGCUCCGUCGAGAGUGGGACCAACAUGCUGUCGACUUUGCCUGGGACUGGGUCAACGAGGACGACAUGCGCGCCUUCCAGCAGGCCCUCUCGGACGAGCCCAACCCGGGCGCCGACCAGGACCAGCCCGAGAAGAUUGUCGCCGCGAGCGACUGGGCCCCGGUCAAGGAGCGCAAGCGCAGCAAGAACCCGCGCAAGCGCAAGGACGUCGUCCGCGAGGGCUGGGCGUACCACAUCUCGCGCUGGCCGCUCCUCCUCCUCAUCUUCGUCAUCAUCAUCUUCGAGUUUCUCUCCUACCUCGCCAUCCGCCAGAUGGUCAACGUCAUCGAGUUCUUUGCCGGCUGGCGAGGCGAGCGAGGACGGCUUCGACUUGCGCUCCGGAACGCGACAACGUACGACGAGUGGAAGACGCGCGCCCUCGCCCUCGAUGCCCUCCUCGGCCUCAACCACUGGAAGGCGUCGGCCCCGAACGCCUACUACGACGCGCCGCUCGUGCGCCGCGUCCUGCGCGCCCUGCGCUCCCUGCGCGAGCAAGGCGACGCCGAGGGCGUGUGCGCCGUCCUGCACGCGUGCGUGCGCAACAACUUUGCCGGCGUCGAGUCGUUCCACCUGUACAGCGAGUCGUACUUUGGCACCAAGGAGCUCGUGCAGGAGUACCUCGACGAGGUCGCACGGUCGCUCGAGUUUGUCCGAGGCGCGUCCGACGACCAACUUCCACCCGACGAGAAGGCCGACUUUUUCCGCUCGGCGGCCAAGAACCUCGGCGCGAGCGCCCUGUGCCUGUCGGGCGGCGCCUCGAUGUCGUACUACCACUUUGGCGUCAUCCGGGCCCUGCUCGACGAGGACCGCCUGCCGCGCGUCGUGACGGGCACGUCGGGCGGCGCCAUCGUCGCGGCCCUGUGCUGCACGCGCACCGACGCCGAGCUGCGCGAGCUCCUCGUGCCCGAGCUCGCCGACCGCAUCACGGCGUGCGAGGAGCGCAUCACGGUGUGGGCCGCGCGGGCGUGGCGCACGGGCGCCCGGUUCGACACGGUCGAGUGGGCGCGCAAGGCGAGCUUCUUCACGCUCGGGAGCAUGACGUUCCGCGAGGCGUUUGAGCGCACCGGCCGCAUCCUCAACGUGAGCGUCAUCCCGAGCGACACGCACAGCCCGACCAAGCUCCUCAACUACCUCUCGGCGCCAGACUGCGUCAUCUACACGGCCGUCAUCGCGUCGGCCGCCGUCCCCGGCAUCCUCAACCCGGUCGUGCUCCUCACAAAGGACAAGGACGGCAAACUGCACCCGUGGGAGUUCCAGGGCAAGCACAAGGACGGCUCGCUCCGGGUCGACAUUCCGCUGCAGGCCCUGCACAUGCUGUACAACGUCAACUUCUCGAUCGUGUCGCAGGUCAACCCGCACAUCCACCUGUUCCACUUUGCGCCUCGCGGCUCGCCCGGCCGACCCGUCUCGCACCGUCAGGGUCGAGGGUGGCGCGGCGGCUUCCUCCUCGCCGCCGCCGAGGGCUACUGCAAGAUCGAGCUCGUCAAGUGGUUCAGGGUCAUCCGCGACCUCGAGCUCAUGCCCGAGCUGGCCGGGCAGAACUGGAGCGGCGUGUUCUUGCAGAAGUUCGAGGGCAGCGUCACGAUCUGGCCCAAGAGCCGCUUCUCGGACUGGUUCCGCCUUCUCACCGACCCCGACCGCGACGAGCUCGCUCGCAUGAUCCGGGUCGGGCAGCGCGUCACUUGGCCCAAGAUCAAGAUGAUCGAGAACCGCCUCAAGAUCGAGCGCCAAGUCGACCUAGGCCGGCAAGAAGCGCGUGCCCGCCUCACCUCGUCCUCGUCCUCGAACGGCAACGGCUCGGCCUCUCUCGCCCCUCCUCCGCUCACGCGCCACAACUCGUCGGGCGACCACCUCCUCAUCCCGCGCGAGCCUCGCGUCGCGAGCCCGGCUCGCGCAAGGACGGCGAGCCCGGCCCCUCGCGGCCAAGCGCAGCCCGACCGCUCUGGGUCCGGCUCGGGCGACACCGAGCUCGACGACGACGAGUACGGCGACGACGAGGGCCUCGACAGCGUGCGCGUCGACGACAACAGCGCGGCGGCCAAGAAGCGGCGCCGGGCCAUCCUCGAGCGGCUCGGGCUGCGAGGUGCGGCGGGCCGGGGCGCGAGCGCGCCGCCUCUCGGCGGCGGCGGGAGCGGCAGCGCGAGUGGGAGCGACGGCGGCAUGCGCCGUCGAGGUGGCGGCAUCGGCGACGGGCGGUACCUGCACCGCGGCGGCGAGGGCGAGACGGAGGACGGCGAGGGCGAGUCGGAUUGGACGAGCGGCGGCGAGGGCGCGCCGCCGCUCAUGCCGCUCGGCGGGUCGGGCGUCAGGAGGAGGCUGAGGAGCAGCUCGCUGGGCCCAAUGGUCGGCAUGAGCUCUGACGAGGAGGGCCCGGCCGGCGCGGGCGGGAGGUUCCGCCCUGUCGUACAGAAUCGCAAGCGUCAUCUUCACAACCUGAGCCAGUCGCGCAAGCCUCACGUCCAGUCGUCAUCCCUGUGGACCUCCUCGACGACGGCCCUCUUCGACCUCCCCGACGAGCUCCUGUCGAGCAUCUUGAGGGACUGCAUCUACUCGGCGAGCUACCGUCGCGGCCGUGUCGUGGGGCUCUUCACGGUCAGCCGACGCAUCUAUCGACUCGCCCGUCCUCUGGCCCUCGAGUGCGUCGUCGCCCCCUCCAGUUCAUGGUUCGACGCGCCCUCGCCCACGGCACUCGAGCUCGUCGACCAGUUCUUCGGCAGGUUGGCAACAUUGUCGCCGUUCUACAGCCACAUCAAGAGCCUCGACGUCGGCAGGGUCGACGCCCCUAUCCUCCUCAGCAACCUACUCGUCGCCUGUCCCGCCCUCGAGUCGCUGAACGUCGGCGACGCACUCGACGUCGGCGAUGUCCUACCCGAGCGCGUGCUACGCGCCCUCCCAGAGGUCAAGUCGCUCCGUAGCCUGUCGCUGGACGCCCCGUUCUCGCUCGGCGACCCGUCCUUCGACCUGCGCACGACCUCGAUCCGCCGCCUGUCGAUCUUGCGCGAGCACAAGCUCCUCCUCGCCGACGGUAAGGGCAACAACCUCGACGAGCUCGACCUGUGUGAUCACCUUCUCGAGGGCUGUGCGAUACCCUGGUCGUCGUUAAAGGUCCUCCGCCUUCACGGCCACGGUGGCCGCCCGUUCGAGGACGGCGCGUCCGUCUUGCCGGCGCUCGAAGCGGUCGCUCGACCGGGCUCGGUCCCUCUCGAACGCUUCGAGCUGCUGCUGGACUCGGCCUUCGCCGCCGAGGACGAGUCGGCUCGUACUCGGAACUACGAGUUCAUGUUCCAGGUUCUACGACUUGCCACGCCUCGAUCGGUCGAGCUGUUCGUGGGGCGCUGCCCGCCUGUCCUCGCCCGUGGCAAUCAGUCGCUUCCGAGCGUCGUCAACCUCGACCUCCGGGUUGGAGACAGAUCCCUGUUCGACACAGAGGUUCUCCCCGUCUUCGCCUCCUUCCUCGCCCACUUCCGAUCCCUCGCCACGCUACGCCUACAGACCAACUACCCGUCCUCACCUGGCGCCCGGCAUUCGUUCUUCGCCGACUGCAUCGCCCUGUCGCCUGCAACGUUCGCCCUGCACCACCCUCCCUUCUCGGCCCUCCUCGGUUUUCUUCGCACGACCAAUGUGCUGCGGUUCGACUUCAGGGACCUGUCCGCGCGCUUCCUGCGCGGCACUCGCACAAGUGGGACGGAGGCUUUCGAGUUCGAGACGUUCAGCUACAGUCGGUGAGGGGCGGGCGACGUCGAGGGCGGCUCGAGGAGGACGAGGGGUUCGAGGCGGCGAAUGUCACGCGCACGUUUCCCUCGC
Molecule: messenger RNA, 4074 nt
Organism: Rhodotorula graminis WP1
Lineage: Eukaryota; Fungi; Basidiomycota; Microbotryomycetes; Sporidiobolales; Sporidiobolaceae
Exons: 19
Coding region: 1-3996 (1331 amino acids)
Biological process (GO): lipid metabolic process
Molecular function (GO): triacylglycerol lipase activity
Source: RefSeq, a predicted model, not a curated record